Molecule: messenger RNA, 1023 nt
Organism: Saccostrea cuccullata (small rock oyster)
Lineage: Eukaryota; Metazoa; Mollusca; Bivalvia; Ostreida; Ostreidae
Exons: 5
Coding region: 179-835 (218 amino acids)
Source: RefSeq, a predicted model, not a curated record
UUUGCCGAAAUCAUUGAGAGCAAACGUAACGAUUAACUAUAAAAAUAUAAAAUGUGGCCAAAUUAAGGAGACUGUGUGUGAGAAUUGGUGCAACAUUGAAAUUAGCAUCCAAAACUGUCAGAACCAGAAUAACACUGCACUCAGAUCUUAUUCCGUUCAAUUCAACCUAAAAAGAGACAUGGAUGUAAAUGAGGAUGUGAAACUUCGAAUAGAGGAAUUUUAUCAGGAAGGAAACGUCUCCAGUGCACUAUUUAAUUUAGUUCGCGGUUACUAUGCAAUGGAAGCAAAGCUAUUGGAAUUAAGAAUUGUGGCAAUUACUCCGCAUCCAGGCGGUCGUAAAAAGAGCUCAUAUACAACAAAGCAAAAUAUUGUCGAAGUUUCCGGAAUCGUUGUAAUUGUAACAGCUGAAACCAUCUGCGAGGAGGGAGCUUUCAACUAUUUCGGUAGUUGUGUUUAUUGUCCAUCGGGUACCUACCAGAUUGGUGAUGGAUGUCAGAUGUGUGGACCAGGGUACUUUCAAAAAUUUGUUGGUCAGACAAAUUGUGAACUUUGCCCUCAGGGACAUAUCUCACCUGUCGGAAGCAAUACAAUUCGGAAAUGUUACGUUCCUGAUGCCAAAAGCAAGGAGGAGGAUGGAGGUCUCUCAGCGGAAGCCAUUGCUACUAUUGCUUCUGCAGUCAUCGCAUUCUUUGCUCUUGUGCAAGCGACGGUGGUAGCGAUGUUAGAGUUUUCCAGAAGAACAUAUGGAAGUGAUUUGAAUGGCUCAGACAAUAAUAAAAAGAAAAUGAUUUACCAGGGGAAAUUUUCAAAAUACAAUAACCCGAGCUGUAAUUAAUUAAGAAUGCAUUGAGGUCUAUGGGAAGAAGCACAUUUUUAAAAAUAAAAAAUUAGGUAGUAUGAAUAUCAAAGAAAUGCUUUGGUGGAAAGAUGCAUACAAUUAUCAAGAAUAGAAAAAUAAUUUUGGAUCGUAUGUCUCCAUAUACCGAGUAUUCAGCCAAUAUAUACAUACUGUAUAUAUAACAA